AUGGACGAGGAGUUAUAUGUCGAUCGAGUCGCAUACAGGCUCAAGAAGUGGGCAGGAGUUCAACUGGAGACACGGUCCUCUGGUCCAAAAAAGGGACUGCCGCACGAGUCCAAGCUCUACGCUGCGAGCUCAGGGCUAAAGAAGAGAGCUAGUAUCAAGCAGGUCAGCAUUUAG
Pyrenophora tritici-repentis Pt-1C-BFP is the source of this 174-nucleotide messenger RNA. Lineage: Eukaryota; Fungi; Ascomycota; Dothideomycetes; Pleosporales; Pleosporaceae. The record is from RefSeq and is a predicted model, not a curated record.